Exophiala bonariae is the source of this 1755-nucleotide messenger RNA. RefSeq lists its product as uncharacterized. Gene Ontology annotation, molecular function: transmembrane transporter activity. Bases 1 to 1755 code for a protein of 584 amino acids. NCBI's taxonomy places the organism in Eukaryota, Fungi, Ascomycota, Eurotiomycetes, Chaetothyriales, Herpotrichiellaceae. The record is from RefSeq and is a predicted model, not a curated record. The transcript has 3 exons. Gene Ontology annotation, biological process: transmembrane transport.
AUGCCUCUCCCUUUCAACAAUAUGUUCUUUCGCAAUGCUCGACCUCGAGACGCUCAGGAUAAUUUUCCGAGCAGACAGUUAUUCGUUCUGGCAUUAUGUCGGAUAUGCGAGCCAAUCGCCUUUAUGUCCAUCUUCCCUUACGCAUAUCGCAUGAUCGAAUCCUUUAAUCUUACUCAAGACGAAACCCAGAUUUCCAUAUAUGCGGGAAUGCUCAUCACAGCUUUCGCUUUUGCCGAGUUUUCUACUGGAAUGAUAUGGGGCCGUAUCAGUGAUCGAUUUGGUCGAAAGCCGGUCCUGGUGAUGGGCUUGGUUGGCACAGCACUCAGUAUGAUAUGUUUUGGGUUUGCAACAAGUCUCACUGGAGCUAUCGUUGCCAGAGCUCUAGGAGGUCUGCUGAAUGGUAACGUUGGAGUACUGCAAACCACCGUGGCUGAGCUGGUCACCAAAAAGGAGCACCAGCCUCGUGCAUACUCCAUCAUGCCUUUCGUAUGGGGCUUGGGCUCGAUUAUUGGACCUGCCAUGGGAGGAGCCUUGGCACAACCAUGCGAAUCUUACCCUUCUCUUUUUCCUCGAGGAAGUCUAUUCGACACUUACCCGUUUCUGCUCCCAAAUCUAGUCUGUGUGAUCAUCCUAAUCUUUGGAAUCAUCAAUGGGGUCCUAUUUUUGGAAGAGACCCAUUUGGAGAAGAAGAACCGCCGCGACUGGGGGUUGGAGCUAGGAAAGAUAUUGAUCAAGAGGGUCACCGGCAGAAAGACUACCAACAUCGACAAAUAUGAGCUUGCCUUUGGAGAUGAGACUGACAGCCUGACCGAGGACGAUCCACCCCCAGGCUACCGGAGCACUGAAGGAUCUCCCCGACUCCGCUCUACAACCACAGUCGAAAUGCAUGCCGAUAUUGAGAGUUUUGCAGAAAAGGAGAACCGAGGAAUGGCCAAGACCUUCAACAGACACGUCAUACUGAUCAUAGUAGGUUAUGCUAUUCUGGCCUAUCACAGUGUUUCCUUCGACGCCUUGAUGCCAACUUUCCUAAGCGAGGAGCGGGUGCCAGCUUCUGAAGCUGUUUUGCCCUUCAAAUUCUCCGGCGGGUUUGCCAAAAGCACUAAAGCAAUCGGCUUUAUGAUGGCUGUCCAAGCGGCUUACUCCAUGUUCGCUCAACUCUGGCUCUUCCCAAUGAUUGUUCGUCGCAUUGGUACUCUCCGUGCUUUCCGAGCAGUCAUGACCAUCUGGCCUGUACUGUACUUUUUCGUCCCUUAUCUGGUUCUACUUCCCGAAAAGUUCCAGACGGCCGGUAUCUACACUUGCCUAGUCAUCAAGAUCACCUUUCAAGUGAUUGCCUUCCCGUCGAAUGCAAUCCUUCUCGCCAACGCCGCCCAUUCCAAAAACGUUCUUGGCACCAUUAACGGAGUGGCUGCCUCCACUGCAUGCCUGGCCCGAGCUCUCGGACCAAUUGCAACCGGAUCGAUACAUUCAGCUGGGCUGAAACUCGGUUACAACGGCCUUGCUUGGUGGGCAGGUGGCAUUGUCUGCGCCAUUGGAGCUCUGGAAAGCUAUUGGAUGGAAGAUACCGAUGGACGGCUGGAUCGUAAUCUGGAAGAAGAAGAACAAAACACCUGCGAACCACUACUGCAUGCUGCCGCCGUUGAGCCGGUCGACGAAAGCCCUCUCUCCACCCGACCUGACAAUCUCACCUUGAUGGACGAAUUGGACCUUACGAAGCCUGAAAAGCACGAAAUCAAUUUCGGAGAGAAGGACUAA